Bombina bombina (fire-bellied toad) is the source of this 3224-nucleotide messenger RNA. It is a transcript of the gene CDIP1, whose product is annotated as cell death inducing p53 target 1. The record is from RefSeq and is a predicted model, not a curated record. Lineage: Eukaryota; Metazoa; Chordata; Amphibia; Anura; Bombinatoridae. The transcript has 5 exons. Gene Ontology annotation, biological process: intrinsic apoptotic signaling pathway in response to DNA damage by p53 class mediator; tumor necrosis factor-mediated signaling pathway. Gene Ontology annotation, molecular function: zinc ion binding. The coding region runs from base 145 to 729 and encodes 194 amino acids.
CUCUCUCUAUUAUAAGGGGACAUGUAUGUCAUGAGUAGGUGAGGGGAGGUGUCUAUACUGAUCUUGAGAAAUGUUUUUAUACUAUAAGGAGUCAGGCGACGGCUGCAGCCGGGUAUAGACUACACCAGAUAUUUUCGCAGAGUGAUGGCGAGCGACCCUCCCCCACCCUAUCCAGGGGGUCCGACAGCCCCUCUCCUAGAGGAGAAACAUGUAACACCCAAUAUUGAAGAGAACAGUCAACCACCAGGGGUAUAUCCACCAAGCAUGCCAUAUUUUUACCCUGAUACAGGACCCCCACCUUAUGAAGCAAACCCAGGGUACAUUGCCCCAAACCAAGGUUAUUACCCUCCACCUGGACCCUAUGCACCUAUGGGAUAUUACCCACCUCCCCCGGGGCAGUACCCGUCUCCAGGGGCACACGCCACUACAGUGAUAGUACCACCGGUAGCAGGUCCUGCAUCUACAACCACUACAGUGACUGUGCUGCAAGGGGAGGUGUUCCAGGGCUCCCCAGUACAGACGGUGUGCCCUCACUGUCAGCAGCCUAUCGUCACCAAAAUCUCCCACGAGAUUGGACUCAUGAAUUUCUUGCUGUGCUGCUUCUGUUGCGUUGUAGGGUGUGACCUAGGAUGCUGCCUUAUCCCUUGCAUGAUUAAUGACCUGAAAGACGUCACCCACACCUGCCCAAACUGCAAGGCUUACAUCUACACCUACCGGAGGAUGUGCUAAAGCAUCUAGGCUCUGUCAUUAACCUUGUUGCAUCUCCAAUCUCAUCUCUCCAUCCAUAGUUUGCCUCUAACAAGCUGUGAAUCAUCACACAGGGAACUGCAGUCAUCAUCCUUCCAGACAUUAGGAGGGGACAUAUGUGUCAUACUCUGUGUAACUAUCUGUAAAGAAAAAAAAGAGAUAAAAAAAAUCCCUGAGACUUCAUAUUAUGCUUCUUGUACCAAACAGGAAGCCAUCCAUUUUCUUUGUUAAAUGGAUGUAUUGUCGUUAGGGGAAUAGAAUAAAAUUCUUAGUUGGGUCCGUUUUUCACUUAGUGAAGUCAUAGCACUUCUAUAUUCAGCCAAUCACUAACAAGUGUGUGUGGGACAACUGUACAUUCGCUGUCUCCGCCAUUUGCUCUGAACGCUUAAUGGCAACAGACCACGGGAAUCCGUUAUAUUCCUGCAUUGUGAUGAAAGGUGUCAUUUUCCGUGUGAACAUGCUCAACCCCCGAGGCCUUCUCCGGCUACCUCAGAGACUAGUGUCGUCUGAUAUGUGAACCUUUUUUUUAGUUUGAUGAACACUUAACCCCUUUCUGCCGUCACAGUGAAUGUGAAUAAUAUGAAUAGCCCCCUAGUUACCAGAGUUUGCAGCCCUACCUAGCCAUACGGUUACAACAGAGCUCUGCAUGAUAUUCUUAAAACAUGCAUUCAUUGCCAUGUAAUGAAGAUUAACAAAUAAUCUCUUGACUUUCUCACAAUGCAUGGAAAUCCCUUCAUCCCUACUGGUGCAUCGUUUGACCUUUUUUCACAAGGAGCUGUUCUGAUUCGCUGCUGCCUUGAUCCUGUCUCCCUUGUUGUAAAAAUCAGUCUUGGAAUUAUUCAUUUUGCUGCAUUUCGUUGGGAGAGGAAUCUGCUUCUAAUGAGCCUCAGAAGCUAUCUACAUUGUACAUAAAACACUAGUGGAUUUUGUCAACUAUUUUCACUAAGAAACCUUAUCUCUCUGGCCCUCGAGUAUGCAUGAAUUCUUUUCUUUUGGACGUAAUAUACUUCUCGUUAUUAUCCCUUUUUUUGGCUUUGCCGAUUCAGAUUAUGCACAGAGAAAAAGUAAUGAAUAUGUUUACUAAUUUGAAUUUGUCAGUGCAGUUGUUAAAUAUGUAUUAGAUAAUUAUGUUUUCUUUAUGUCUAUAUAAUGCUUUGAAUUUUGAAGGAAUAUGUAAGACAAAAUGAAACCGAUUCAGAUAGAACGUACAGUUUUAAACACUUUCUAAUUUACUUCUCAUCAAAUUUCCCCUUUGAUUUUCUAUAAACGUAUCUCCUUUCUAUGAUAGCAUACUGAAAUACGCUCAAGAGUGUGCACGUGUCUUCAGCACAUUAUGUAAAACAUUGUUACAAACGUUGCAAAGACUGCUGCUAUAUAGUGCACACUCUUGAGCCUACCUCAGUAUGUUAUCAUAGAAAGGAGGAACAUUUAAAAAAGGGAUACCAAGAGAUAGAUUUGGUUAUGGGGUAGAUUGGAAAGUUUAAUAUGUAUGUAUAGCACACUCAUCGGAAUCAUAAGUUUCAUUUUCGUCUCCCUUUAAAGGGACAUGGUACUCCAAAAAAAAAAAUUAAGUAUAAAUUGAACAGGAAUAUGAACUUUGUUACAUGUCUUUUUUUUUUUUUGCCAUUUACAAAAAAAAAAAAAAAACAUGGUUAACCCCUUAACGCCGUUAGGACGUUUCAUGCCGACCUAACCGCACUGGGCUUUAGCGCCGAUAGGACAGCAUGGAAUGUCCAAACAGUUCUGCUUUACUGAAGCAGCUACGGCUUCCUAACUGGGAUUGCGGACUGGAGAGAGUGCCUAUGACGCUAUUGAAAUAACACAAUUUCAGUUUGUUUACAUCAGAACUUUGUUCCAAUGUAACCAGUACAGACAGGACGGGGUUAACUGCUGCAUUUUCAUAUACAUGAUUAGGAAAAAUUUUAAGUACUAAUCGGGAUAAAGAAUCUCAGGAGCGUCUGGGCUAAACUUGUACCUAUGGCUCUAGUAUUUUUAAAGCGUAUGACAUGUCUGACUACUAAAAUUUCUGAUAGAUAUCCUAACAUUUGGGUACGUUUAUUCCUCCCCGCUAAUGGUGUCUGGAUGUUUUGAGUGCCCCUGCCACGUGUGCUAUAAUAUCACUCAAUAAGCUAUUAGGAAAUAGUGGUGUCGAUUUAGACAUUGUCAGGGUAUCUAUGUACUGUACACUACAGUCUGCUGCUGUAACAGUGACACAGCAGCCGCAGAGGAGGUUAUACAAUCACCAGCCCCCAAGUCCAAUAUUUAGUUCAUUUUUUUUUUUCUUUCUUUUGCCAAUCCGAGCCACAGUUUACGCUUUUUUUUGUUUCUUUUAGUUACAGGAAACCAGUGCUGGUGACUGCCUAUUAAUGUGAACAUUAUUUUAUUAGUUAAUUGCAUUAAACUCUAAUUAUUAAUCUUACCAUGUUUAACCUUUGUUCAAAAAAAAUAAAAAUAAAUGAAGAAAACAAAAAUUGGAA